Ostrinia furnacalis (Asian corn borer) is the source of this 909-nucleotide messenger RNA. RefSeq lists its product as uncharacterized. The transcript is spliced from 8 exons. NCBI's taxonomy places the organism in Eukaryota, Metazoa, Arthropoda, Insecta, Lepidoptera, Crambidae. The record is from RefSeq and is a predicted model, not a curated record. The coding region runs from base 132 to 866 and encodes 244 amino acids.
GUCGUUUCGAAUCACAUUGACUUUGUAUUUUCCAGGAAGACCGCGGAGAAAGCGCUGAAGCUGAUGAUGUGCAAACGAGACGUUUCCGAUACGACCUCCGCCAAGUAGGGUCCAUACUUGGCGCUCCGUCCAUGCCAAGCCAUCUGCCCGAAGCUGAGCCCAUUCUACCAGGUCACACGCUCAUCAGACCAGCGCUGGGCAUGCUCAAAUCCUCCGUCAAGUUCCCCCAUAAAGACCAAGAGAAUGGCGCUGGCGUUUUAGGGAAUUUGAACAAUUUGGGCAUCAGAUAUGACGGACGAAACGAACGAAUAUUAUAUUCGGGAUUCCGUAGGACACCUGCAAAAUACAUUGUGGAUAAAAAUAAGAACGUAUUGGAUCAGCUCUUAAGAAAUAUAAAAAAACUAACGAAGACAAGAAGUAAACGUGACAAACGAAUUGUCAAGAUAUUUCCAAAGAACCGAUACCGUUUGCAUGGACCAUUUGCUUACAAAAACUUGGGAAAUGUUUCUCCUAAAAGAAAUUCUGGAAAAAGGCAUAAACCAUAUUUACGACAAGAUGAUGAUGAUGAUGAUAAUGAAUAUAAUGAUGGUGAUGCUGAGGACGACGAUGAUGUAAGCUGGAGUGAUGAAUAUGGACAAGAAUAUGAAGAAAAUAAUGAUUACAUAGAACCGGAACACACCGACAAUGAUAAUUCUAAAAAGAAAUGGUUUUGGGACUCUCAGAAUUCAUUUAAUCACAUAAAAAUAAACCAAGAAGCACCAGAAUACUCUGACCUAAUUCCAGUGAAUGUAAGCAAAGAUAUACGGAGCUGGUGGUUUUACCAUCAGGACGACUACCAGCCUUUUGAAGCCAAAACAGAUGAGUGAAAUUGAAUUAAUCCUGCUGACCUGUAUUUUUAUAGUAAAGUAA